AUGUCUACCAACCUCAAAUCUGCAAUGCCAUCGGGUUUACCAUCAGGGUUACCCCCAGGCCUUGCAAAUAUCAACAUCGAUCCAUCACCAUUUACAUCUUCCUUUUCAGGUGAUUUCCUAGGUCUUCCCAUUCCAGACGACGACCAACUCUGGGGUUUGAGCCCCGUCUCACCAAUGGCCACAGCCUGGGAUAAACCCGACUCGGCAGCAUUUGCCAAUUCCGCACUCGAGCGGGACCUCAAAAACGCCCAAGUUCGAAAUGGCCAACCAACCCCGCCUCCAUACGACGAUCAAGGCCGCGACCUUUCCCUGGACAUGAUGGAAAGCGCGAGCAAACGACGGCGGGUGCGAGAAUACAAAACCGCCGCUGCAAGCCUCAGUCCAGAUCUCGACGACGCCCCGCACGAACGCGCCAAGCGUGCCAAGUUCCUAGAGCGAAAUCGUCUUGCAGCAAGCAAGUGUCGCCAGAAGAAGAAGGAGCAUACCCAGAAGCUGGAAUGCGACUUCAAGGAACAGUCCAAGAAGAAAGAACAGCUUAUCGCGGAGAUUGCACGGCUACGAUCGGAGAUCCUCGGAUUGAAGAAUGAGGUCUUGAAACAUGCUCAGUGUGGAGAUGAACCCAUUAAACUUCAUCUUGCGCAGAUGGUAAAGAAGAUUACCGAUAACGAUGCCCCACCUGCCUUGCCGGAUUCGCCCGUCAGAAUCUCAGAUAACAAUCCCUCUGUUUCCCCGCUCGAACCCCCUCCGGUGACCGCUGUGUCUGUGUCUGCUCCCGCCCCGGCUAUGUCGUUUGGCUUUGAUGAUCCCCUCCAGCUUGAGCCGGCGGCAGCCGCCGCCGCGGAGGCGUUUGAGCAGCAGAUGCGUCGUGAGUCGGAAGCUUCGCUUGUCUCGGAGGGGUCGUAUUCUUUCUCGGCGGAGGAUACAUUUGAUGAUUUGAUCAAUGUGUGA
Molecule: messenger RNA, 948 nt
Organism: Penicillium crustosum
Lineage: Eukaryota; Fungi; Ascomycota; Eurotiomycetes; Eurotiales; Aspergillaceae
Gene: atfB
Product: bZIP transcription factor atfB
Exons: 1
Coding region: 1-948 (315 amino acids)
Biological process (GO): regulation of transcription by RNA polymerase II
Molecular function (GO): RNA polymerase II cis-regulatory region sequence-specific DNA binding; DNA-binding transcription factor activity, RNA polymerase II-specific
Source: RefSeq, a predicted model, not a curated record